This is a messenger RNA of Neomonachus schauinslandi (Hawaiian monk seal), 3163 nucleotides long. It is a transcript of the gene SEH1L, whose product is annotated as SEH1 like nucleoporin. Gene Ontology annotation, cellular component: Seh1-associated complex; nuclear pore outer ring. Gene Ontology annotation, molecular function: protein binding; structural molecule activity. The transcript has 9 exons. The coding region runs from base 106 to 1188 and encodes 360 amino acids. NCBI's taxonomy places the organism in Eukaryota, Metazoa, Chordata, Mammalia, Carnivora, Phocidae. The record is from RefSeq and is a predicted model, not a curated record. Gene Ontology annotation, biological process: cellular response to amino acid starvation; positive regulation of TORC1 signaling.
CCUGUCGGCCGCGGGGUCCUGGUGGGCUGCGGUCCCCGCGCCGCCGCGGUCGCCCUCUUCGGUGGUGGGAGGGGCAGACGGAGGAGGCGCGGCCUCACGGAAGCCAUGUUUGUGGCGCGCCACAUCGCGGCGGACCAUAAAGAUCUCAUCCAUGAUGUCUCUUUCGACUUCCAUGGGCGACGGAUGGCUACCUGCUCCAGCGACCAGAGCGUCAAGGUCUGGGAUAAAAGUGAAAGUGGGGAUUGGCAUUGUACCGCUAGCUGGAAGACACAUAGUGGAUCUGUGUGGCGUGUGACAUGGGCCCAUCCUGAAUUUGGACAGGUUUUGGCUUCUUGUUCUUUUGACCGAACAGCUGCUGUGUGGGAAGAAAUAGUAGGAGAAUCAAAUGAUAAACUUCGAGGACAGAGUCAUUGGGUUAAGAGGACAACUCUAGUGGAUAGCAGAACAUCCGUUACCGAUGUGAAAUUUGCUCCUAAGCACAUGGGUCUUAUGUUAGCAACCUGUUCGGCAGAUGGUAUAGUAAGAAUAUAUGAGGCGCCAGAUGUUAUGAAUCUCAGCCAGUGGUCUCUGCAGCAUGAGAUUUCAUGUAAGCUAAGCUGUAGUUGUAUUUCUUGGAACCCUUCAAGCUCUCGUGCUCAUUCCCCUAUGAUAGCUGUAGGAAGUGAUGACAGUAGUCCAAAUGCAAUGGCCAAGGUUCAGAUUUUCGAAUAUAAUGAAAAUACCAGGAAAUAUGCAAAAGCUGAAACCCUCAUGACAGUCACAGAUCCUGUACAUGACAUUGCCUUUGCUCCAAACUUGGGAAGAUCUUUCCAUAUUCUAGCAAUAGCAACCAAAGAUGUGAGGAUUUUUACAUUAAAGCCUGUGAGGAAAGAACUUACUUCUUCUGGUGGGCCCACAAAAUUUGAAAUCCAUAUAGUGGCUCAGUUUGAUAAUCAUAAUUCCCAGGUCUGGCGAGUGAGUUGGAAUAUAACAGGAACAGUGCUAGCAUCUUCAGGAGAUGAUGGCUGUGUAAGAUUGUGGAAAGCUAAUUAUAUGGACAAUUGGAAGUGUACUGGUAUUUUGAAAGGUAAUGGGAGCCCUGUCAAUGGGAAUUCUCAGCAGGGAAACUCAAAUCCUUCCCUAGGUUCAAAUAUCCCAAAUCUUCAAAAUUCAUUAAAUGGAUCUUCUUCUGGCAGAAAGCACAGCUGAGUACCAGCUAACUGGAGUAACUUUGCUGUUUUGCUGCUUGUUGCAUGCACACAGGAAUGGAAAGCGAGCUCCUUUUCCCCUUCCCCAGCGCCGUUUGACCUCUCCCAAGAUACACCAGCAGCCUGCUUACUACUAAACGCAAUCCAAAAGGCCUUUAAAAAUCCAGUGUAUUUCAUUUUUUUUGUACUAGCCAGUUUAUUGACACUAUUUGAAGCUUUUGAAAUAUAAAUGGAGAGGCUUUUUGUUGAGACGUUGUCACCAAAACAAUUUUUUGAAAUGUUCCUGAAAUUAACAUGGGUUUUAAAAUUAAAAGGAUUGUUACUAUCCUAAUAAGUAGUUGGGAGGAGGGAAAAUAUCACUUUAUUCCAUUUGGAGAACAUAGGCUUAUUUCUUUUGUUUUCUAAACAGUAAGCUAAAAUGAUGAAUUUUUAUAAUUUUAAUUUGAAGGUUGAAUAAAUAUUUUUCAUAAAGAUUGUUUUGAGUGCUAAUUUGUUUACCUUUUGUAGAAUUGGUUUACACAUGAUAUUAUUUAGUGCAACUCUGUCAUUUCUUUGUAAUAUUUAAAAAAUAUUAGUAAAGGAGUGAGAGAAGUAGUAGUAAAAUGAAAGUGAUUUGACUGUACAGUUUGUGGCCAAAUUAAACAUUUGGUAUUGCUUCAUUUUAUAAUUUGGUAGUAAAAUGAAGACAUCUUUGUAAAUUUUCAAUUCAUAUUCACUAAAGAGCUUAACGUUUCUAAUAUGUGCUUGUAUAUUUUUUUAUGGUAUGAUUCCAUGGCUUAAAUUUUUCUUCAAAAUUUGGAAACCUACUGUAAGAGGAGCAGUUAAAAAUUUGCUAAAAUUGUGCAUGCACAUUAACCUCUACAUUCCAAGUCUCAGGAAUUUAAUUUAGUUGGCUGCCUCAUUUAGUUCAUACUCUCUAGAACUUUGACCUUAAUGAUAAAGCUAUAAGUCUUUGCUAAAAUGCUUAAGUAUUACGGGUAAGUUAGAAAAUGGCAGAAGAAUAACAACAGGACAUACUCUUUGAGCUCUUUUACUUAACAAAAUUUUGUACUAUUUAAGGUUUUUGCAGAAAAGCACCUGAGUAUUUUCAAAGGUCGUAUUUCUUCAGAAGUAUAUUGCAGUAGCUGGCCAUACUAUAUGACAGUAUAUUUGGAUUGGUUCUCAGUGCCAUGUAUGCACUAAAAAACGUGUGCCUGCUGCUACUUCAAACGAAGCAUUGCUUAAAAUAAAGAAAAAGCUUAUGAGAUUUGUAAAUUUACAGGAUAGCAUCAGAUAUGUUUCUGAAAGAUUAGAAAAUGUUUUAAAUUAUAAAAUGUCUUUUUUUGUAACAUUCAUACUGGUAAUUUUUUUUUAACAUUUUAAGUUUAACAGAUUGUAUUUCUUUCUUUCAAGUUUCUAUACUUGCUUAAGCAAGCUUGAUUUGAGUAAGGGUCUUGAUUUUUGCGAUUAUGUUCUGUUAGUUUUGGCAUGAAUAUACUAAAGCUUUUUUUUUUCAGCAUGUGUUUUCUCCUCUUUGGUUCUCUUUGUAUUUACUACUUUUCUCUUUUUCUUCUGUUUUUUCUUUUUUUUUUUUUUCUGUUGUUUUUGUUUUGUUUUGGUGUUUUGUUCCUGUCUUCAUUGUUUCAGGUAUUUCUUUCCCCCUCUGGAUUCCCCACGGGCUGGAUCGAGAUGGUCCAGUUAUGCCCAGCUCCUUCCUCCUCCUCCUCCUCCUCUGGUAGAGCACUCUUGCGAUGCUGACACUGCCAACCUCCAGUAUCCUCACCCUCGCAGACGAUCUCUCUCUCGGCCUCUUAAUCCCUUACCUGAGAAUGAAGGGGUUUAAAACACUGAUUUAACACUUAAAGGCCUUAUUCAAGUGCUUGUAAAUGCUUUCAUUCCUGGCUGCUUUUUGUUUUUCUUCAUUUUCUUUUAGAAGAUUUUUCUAAUUUAGGGUCUGUCUUGCAUGUAUUACAACCAGAACACAGUGUUUGGAACCU